AUGGGUAAAACAAGAAGUAGUAAAUACGCCGAGCUAAAGAAGAUAUAUGAGUUCUCGUCGGAGAUGCUAACCAAGAUCUUCAAGGAACUUUCAGACCCCGAUAUACAUUCUUGUGUCUUGGUAAAUCGGGAAUGGUGCAGAGUUGGAUUACCGUUACUUUGGGAAGAUCCAUUAUCUUGGGGAGCUCCAAUAAUAGAAAUUUACUUGAACUUUCUGAGUACAGAACAAAGAUCUUCAAUAAGGAGAACUACUGUUAGUCUCAAUAAAGUCUCAAAUCACAUAUUUUGUUAUCCAGAUUUCAUCAAGAAACUCUCAUAUACCGAGCUACAUGAAGCAAUAUUUUCUUGGCUUAUUGAAA
This is a messenger RNA of Acaulospora morrowiae, 358 nucleotides long. The record is from the annotation of a GenBank genome assembly. NCBI's taxonomy places the organism in Eukaryota, Fungi, Glomeromycota, Glomeromycetes, Diversisporales, Acaulosporaceae.